AUGGGAAGAGCAGUGGAUGUUGUUUACCUGGACUUCAGCAAGGCCCUCAGCGUGGUCUCCCAUGUCAUCCCUGUAGCCCAACUGGUGAAAUACGGACUCGCCAGGUGGACUGGAAUCAUUAGCAGAGUGACAGAAUCGGUAAAAAACAUUGUACCAGGAUGGUUACAGAAGUAUUUCAACAAAACUGAAGAUGAAUGUGUAGAUACAAAUGAAUCUACAAACCAGGAAGAGAAUCCAGUAAACUAUCACCAUGAUUAUGCAAAUGAAGAUACCAUAGUGAUUGAUGGGAGAGUCACGCCUGAAUCAGCAAGAAUUAAUUUAGAAGAACCAUCCACGAGUAGAUCUGCAUUGAACUUCUCAGAUGUGUUAACAAGGCCCUCUCUUCAUCGGAGCCAUUUGAACUGUACCAUGUUGGAUUCCACAGUACCACAUUGUCAGCCCUCUACAUCUUCAUUUGGCAUUGGCAGUCCUGGGCUGUCUCUUGUAAAAGAAAUAAAAGAUUCUACCUCUCAGCAUGAUGAUGAUAACAUCUCAACAACCAGUGGCUUCUCCUCUAGAGCAUCUGAUAAAGAUAUCACCGUUUCAAAAAAUACUUCAGCACCACUGCUCUGGUCCACAGAGGCUGAAAGAUCUCAUUCCCUCUCGCAGCAUCCUGCACCUAGCUCUAAAAAACCUGCAUUCAAUUUAUCUGCUUUUGGAUCUCCCUCUCCUUCACUUGGAAACACUUCUGUCUUUAAGACAAGCCAGCUUGGGGAUUCUCCAUUUUACCCUGGAAAGACCACUUAUGGUGGGGCAGCUGCAGCAGCAAGGGAGACAAAAGCACGAAUUACUCCUUAUCAGCCACCAGUAAGAAGACAAAUGAAAGCUAAACAAGCAAGUGUGCAGUCCUAUGGUGUGACAAGUUCCACAGCACGGCGCAUCUUGCAGUCAUUGGAGAAGAUGUCAAGUCCUUUGGCGGAUGCUAAAAGGAUUCCGUCGUCUGUUUCUAGUCCGCUGUCUUCUCCUAUGGACAGGAGUGUGCUGGAUAUUACUAGCUUCCAAUCCAAACGAAAACAGCAUCCCUCUGGACAAGUUUUCCAGCUGUGGGAUGACCAG
This is a messenger RNA of Pelecanus crispus (Dalmatian pelican), 1095 nucleotides long. NCBI's taxonomy places the organism in Eukaryota, Metazoa, Chordata, Aves, Pelecaniformes, Pelecanidae. The record is from RefSeq and is a predicted model, not a curated record.